Prunus armeniaca (apricot) is the source of this 237-nucleotide messenger RNA. Lineage: Eukaryota; Viridiplantae; Streptophyta; Magnoliopsida; Rosales; Rosaceae. The record is from the annotation of a GenBank genome assembly.
AUGCUUUCAAAUUGCAGAUUAUCCGAGGAGAUGAAGAAAGGGUUGCACCCCCAGAUGCAAUGGAUAUCUUAUGUGACCCAGAGUGGCAGAUUGAUGCACGUUAUGAUGACCAAAAUCCACCAUGUUGGUAAAGUCUACCACUUGAAGGCGAAACGGCAAAUGACUGAGAACCUCGGGCAGGUUGCCAAGUUCAGGCAACGUUACGAGAAGACUGCUGCCCCGAAAGAGGAACCUUGA